Molecule: messenger RNA, 1952 nt
Organism: Lacerta agilis (Sand lizard)
Lineage: Eukaryota; Metazoa; Chordata; Lepidosauria; Squamata; Lacertidae
Gene: PRKAB2
Product: protein kinase AMP-activated non-catalytic subunit beta 2
Exons: 7
Coding region: 23-850 (275 amino acids)
Biological process (GO): signal transduction
Cellular component (GO): nucleus; cytoplasm; nucleotide-activated protein kinase complex
Molecular function (GO): protein kinase binding
Source: RefSeq, a predicted model, not a curated record
CCUCCCGCGCCCCCCCCCGGCCAUGGGCAACACGGCGAGCGAGCGCGGGUCCGGGGAGCGUCCGGGGAGCAAGGCGCCCCGCUCGGAGGGGUCCGGGGUGGCUCCGCCGGCCAAGGAGCCCCCUCCCCACAAGAUCAUGGUGGGCAGCAGCGACGACCCCGCCCUCUUCAGCGCCCCCGACGCCAAGCUUCCCGGGGAUAAAGGUUUUGUGUCUUGGCACCAUGACUUGGACGAACCCAUCAAGCCAGCCCAGCAGGCUCGUCCCACCGUCAUACGAUGGACGGAGGGAGGGAAGGAAGUCUUCAUCUCUGGAUCCUUCAACAAUUGGAGUGCCAAGAUCCCUCUCAUUAAAAGCCACAAUGACUUUGUCGCUAUUCUGGACCUUCCUGAAGGGGAGCACCAGUACAAGUUCUUUGUGGAUGGCCAGUGGGUUCAUGAUCCCUCUGAGCCAGUGGUCACCAGUCAGAUGGGGACAAUUAACAAUCUGAUUCAUGUCAGGAAGUCUGACUUCGAAGUGUUUGAUGCUUUAAAGGUGGACUCCCUAGAAAGUUCAGAUACUUCCUGUCGAGACCUUUCCGGCUCCCCUCCUGGAAUAUAUGGCCAAGAAAUGUAUGUUUAUCGACCUGAGGAGCGUUUCAAGUCCCCGCCCAUUCUUCCUCCCCAUCUCCUUCAAGUCAUCCUGAACAAGGAUACUAACAUUUCAUGUGACCCAGCCCUCUUGCCUGAGCCAAACCAUGUGAUGCUGAACCAUCUGUAUGCCCUGUCAAUUAAGGAUGGUGUCAUGGUGCUCAGUGCCACCCAUCGCUACAAGAAGAAAUACGUCACUACCCUCCUCUACAAGCCCAUCUGAGUUGGGUCUGUCCUUGUCUCCAUGGGAGCACAGGCCGCUGCUUUGUCUGCGCACAUCGGAAUAGAAGUGGACACAAGAGCAGGCAGCCGGCUUCUGGGCUCUUUAUCAGAGGCUACUGCUCUGCAUGAGAUCAGUCUCUAUUGGCUUUGCAGGCUGAUCAAGAGCUUUCUUUCUUGAUGGCUGUUUGUGACAUACAAGUUGCACCUCUUUGUAGCACAAGGAUAUUACCAAAUUUGGGGAAUGCAUUAUCUUCUAUAGACUUAUCAACCAUGGGGGUGAAAUAGCUUCCUCCUGGGGAAUGUGAAGAAGCACUGAACUGAAGCUAAACUAUCCUGGACAGCCUUUUGUAAUCCCCAAAGAGUUUUCUAGGAGUAGAACAGUGUCAAGGUAGAGAUCGGCUGCUCCUUAUUUUACCUGGCCCUGGGAGAAUUAUACAUUUCCUGCUCCCUUCACAUUACAGUCAUUGUUGUUUAACAUAGGGCCUUUGCCAAGGCAUGCUACAAUGGGGGGACCGGGACCCAGAGGAUAGGUCUAGCUAGCACAUGGUUACAAAUCAUGAUGAAUAGAUAGAACCUCCACACUUACAAGGAGUGAGCUACUGAAUCUCCAUUCCCAUCAAGUGUUGCCUGUCGGUUUCCUGGCAGCAUCUUGUUGACCAUGGUAGGAAGAAGUGUGUUGGACUACACAGACCUCUGGUCUAAUGGGGCAGGGCAGUUCUUACAUGCUGAACACCUACCACUGCAGGCCUUUCACAGCUAUAUCCAAUAUUGCAGAGUUGCUUCUGUGUGGCGCCAUCUUAAACCAUAAGGUGCGUGUCCUUUCCUGUGGAGUCACACUGUUCUGGAGCAGUACUUUCAGUGUUAGACACUCCUGUGAAGGGCCUUUGAGUCACUCCUCAUCGGAAUGUUUUUAUCAUCCAAGAAAAGAAUCUGCUGUGGUCUGCAGACAUAUGCAAACAAAUACUGUGCAGCAGGAAGUAGCUGCAGUGCUAGGUGUGGAAGGUAAUUGACACUGGAAAUGUGGAGCUGCCUUGCAGUCUCACACCAAAGGUCCAUUUUGCCCAGCCAGCUGGAAGCUAAUGAAGAGAGCAGGUUUAUGAAGA